Molecule: messenger RNA, 8378 nt
Organism: Dicrocoelium dendriticum
Lineage: Eukaryota; Metazoa; Platyhelminthes; Trematoda; Plagiorchiida; Dicrocoeliidae
Source: the annotation of a GenBank genome assembly
AUGAAACGCAGGGCCAAGCAAAAGAGAGGCGUAUCAUCUUCAAUUAUCAAUCAUCCGGAGCAACCGAUUACUGUGCUUAAACCUGUUGCUACGGAGAACCAAACACAGCUUUUUCCGCUUGAAGUUAUUGAUGUGACGCCUGUUUCUGUUGCUUCUUCACAUGCAACACACGAAGGACGUAUGUCUUAUGUUUCGCCUCAGUUCAGUUUCUCAGAUAUCGAAGAUACAACUGCCAAGUCACAUACUGUCUGCUUUCCUCAAAUUUAUGAUAACACCCUGCGGAGUGGAUCAUCUGGAGAACUUCGCAGCUUUGCACAACUUGACGACCAAAGCAGUGAAUCAAGGGACCAUGAGGAAGUUACUAAUGUCGCCUCCAACAGUGAUCACGAUUUCUUGGUUGAUGAUGAAGGUGCUCCUGAAUUAGCAGCACAUGGAACUUCCGUCACUUCCGCUUCCCCCACUCAUGCGGAACCGAAAAACUUUACGGAGAAAAACGACACAGGAUUGCCCCACAAUCAGAGGCGAAUCAACAGGCGGGAACUGAAAGCCCUCUUGAAACAAACGAAAAGAAAUCGCGCUGUUCUUGACGAUACACUGAUUGCUGCUAUCGACGCUUUGGCCUCUCGCCUACAAAGUCAUUGUCUAAUUGGGUUGGGUUCCUCCACGCUCUCGAACUCCGUCCGAGUCGCACACCCACCUUAUGUCUUAGAAUCAUCACCGCCCACUCGGAAAGCUGUCGGUGGAAGAAGAUGCGGGCGCAGAGGUUCUAAACGUGGAAGAGCCACUGGGCGAAUUCUUUCUCGGAGCAAAAUCAACAAUUCGCCUGCCAUUCUAGCUUCCUGGGUUCCUCUGAUUCUCCCCCACACCACCCAGUCACCUGGGUCCGAACUUCGACCGAAACUCGCAUUUACCCCUUGGCUGAAUGAACUUUCUGAGUACCGUGUUCAGCGUUUUACGAGUGGCAUGCAAAAACUUCUUCCUAUGUUUUGUUCCGGAGCGCGCGACUCGUCAAAUGGUUCCCAUGAAUUGAGCAAGCCGAUAGUUAGUGCGUCAUCAGGCACUUCCCAGUCCCUUCCUGUCUCCUCAAUUUUAGCGACUGGAUCACAAAAAAUCGAACCGGUGGACGCCAAUGCUUACACUAGCAAAUAUCAGGUGGUAUCAGCCGAGGCAAGACUUCAAUCCUCUGUUGAGUCCAACGCUGUGAACAAUGGGCUACCUUUAUCCAACCAGAUUGAUUUGUGUGAAUUGACCAAAUCUCCUCUGGCCGCUCCUAAAGUGGACCGCUUUUCUAGAGGCCGUUCUAGAAGGAGGAGACCCUAUAAAUCGAGAGGUCCUUUCGUGUGCAUUUCUACACGCAAUAAUUCCGAGCGUAAUUCCCAAGGGAUUACGGAAACAUUGGCUAUCUCUGCUGCCAGUGGCACUUCGGCGGAACUCAUCUAUCCCCCAUCUGCCGUUGCCUCGCGACCAGUAAAACCAUCUAAACCCCGUGUUUCUCGUGAGUUGCGGGGAUUAGUUACUUGGGACGCUGUCAUCGCUCAGCAGAAGCGCCAGCAAGCGCAGGAAGCACCAGAUGAUCCUGUGAGCGUUGUAUCGAAGCAGCGUUGGCAAGGCGACCCUACUCUUGCCAUUGCGGAGGGAUUGCUGGCUCAGGCUGCGAUGGAUAGCGGUGAGCCGCUGGUAACAAGGACUCGCCGGGUUCGCCACUCCAGUGAAGCUGCCGUUGGUCAGUUGCGCCAAUCGACUGGCGAAUCAGAAACUGCAUCUGUUGUGACCACGGCCACAGCUUCUGAAUCCACGGAGACCUUAUCGCGUUCACGACACGGUGAACAUUCAUCCAUCACCAUGAAGUCAGCCGUGAGCACAGCGUCAUCUAGCAUAACCUCGGACUUGCCUGCUACAAAUCAACUUAUGACGUACGGCACAGUCGAGGAGAACGCCACAGGAUCUGCACAGCGACACCCAACAGAAACUGAGAGUCCGGACAGUUUACAUUUCCACAAAGAUCUGAAAUCUCCCCACAGCCCAAGUUGUCAAAUACUCAAUUCUUCAAACGAGUCGCAUUCUCAAUACGUUCCCAAAUAUUCUCCGAUUUCCUUGGAUCCUGAGUUAGAGUCUCACUUAUCGGUGGAUGAAAUGCAGCAAACCCAUCAUGAAACGACUCUCCUCACAGAAGAACCCGCACUGCCAAACAAAUCAGUGGCCUUGAAGCGGAAACGCAGAGGUUUUCACAGACGUGUACAUCCGGAAAACCAGCCCAGCUCUAUUGCAUCUGAUUCUUCUGUCUGUACUUCUCCCUCACGGAACUCAACCAAAGCAGCUACUCUUUCUUUGACUAAUACUGGUGUUCCGGGGAAGCGCCGUCGCUCGCGCCAUUACGUGUCUACUUCUCUGCGCCUUCACGAUUCCCAAGUUUGUGACGCCUCUUACGAACCACCUGUUGAGGAUCUUGGAGCUUCUGUCCCCUACACCGCGCCCUCAGAGUCGGCCGUCAAUGAAUGCAUCGGCAUGCGUCAGUCAACAGACUCUCGGAGCCCGGUUCUGCCCCCGCGCAAACGGUACAAGGCAGGCUCAGAAUCACACAGUCCUCCGGUUGCGGAGCUGCUGAACAAUUCCUCUCAGCAUCUGGACGAACCACCUGAACCGGUACCUACAUCGCCAAUCGCCACUCGGGGCGUAAUGACACCCCCUACUCAUUCCCCUCCAGUUGAUUCGCGAGUUAUGACCACCGCCGUUUGCGAUGAAACAAUUCCGUCCCCCUCCUCUCCUCAACCGGUUCAAAAACGCAGUAGAGGGAGACCUACUCGUCGAGGUUUAGCCUCCAGUUUUCCGCAGCCGACGGUGCCCAUACCUGAGACUCCAACAGGCGUCGAUUCUCCGAAUAAUCCUAUGGACCGUCCUAAGCGUGAGGCAGCUGCUAUCGGCUUUGCCAGCCUCGUUGCGGCAAAUUUGAACAACAACACGCAGAUUCAUGGUCAACUCACUUCAUUGGAUUCUCCUAAUACUCGAGGUUCGGGUUCUGAAGCUACGGCCAGCACAACCGAGUCAGCUGCGGGUGUGACAACGCCAACCGUCUCUUCUCCUGUUCCCCGUGGUCGUGGCCGACCCCCGAAGGUCAAAACAGUUGCACAGCCGCCAGCUGUCCCAUCCAGCACAUGUGCAACGGAUUCAGUGUCCGGAUCUGCGCUGCCUGUUCGCCGCCAGUUACGAACUUCAUCCUCUCCCAGUAAAAGCAGCGUUCAACCUCCAUGCAGCGCUUCAACUGAAGCAUCUUCACUGGAUGGUCAUACACCACCCGCUACCGUGUUACCGGUUGAGGCUCCUGCCUCUCUCGCUACUACAACCAGUGAUGAGCGCGUACAUAUCGAGCCCGUGUCGACAAAUCAGUCCGCCCGUAAGGUUGGUCGGCCUCGGUUGCGUCAAACGGUGGAGAAACCCAAGGAAGAUUCUACCAAAGAAUCGAUCGAUCAUUUGUCCUUGUGUGAACCUGUGACUACGGCCGCCGCCUUUAAACUUUUACCAACUCACAACAGUCUGUUCAAAGGACACUUGUUGAAGGAUCCUUUCCCUCCGGAACUGGAAUCCAGAUUUCAGCUUAAAGGACCAUUGUGCGAUUUUUUCAAUCGUUUUCUCAAUGAACCGGAUCCGAACGAUCCUGCUUCCCGUCUGGUCUCACCCAUUCUGUUUCUUCCACCUCCAGAAAGGUACCCAGACUUUUAUCGGUUCAUUCUGUCUGCCUAUUCUGGGGCCUUUAUCCGGACUCGAUUCACCGACACCUUUUUCAAAAGGGUGUUCAAUCCAAACGACCAAUCGCACGCUGUCGCGAAUGAACCAAUCUUCAGUGUAGAGUUUCCUUCUUUGUGCCUGGCCAGCAUUGUUAGGUCGUUCUUGUUGCAAUCGGAUACAGAAAAGAUCAAGAACCAGUUGAGUCAGGAGCUAAUGCUUAGUGAUUCGGAGCUCGCGUUGAUUUCUUCGAAUCCCUCGGAUGCUACAGACAGUAUGCCUUUGUUGGAUGCGGCAAUCGAGCAUGUGCUGAGCGUCUGGGAAUCGUUCGCUGGUCGUCGAAGCUGGCUUGGCAGACGUAUUUCGGGUAUUCGAGCCUUCUACUUCACUCUACGUACUGAGUGUGUGCGAUCGAUUGCUGAUGAAUAUGGUCAAAUAGUCCCGCCACUGAAGGCGACCGCUGUGUUGAACAUGCCCACUUCCCGGUCAUCAUCAACAAGUGGGAAAAAGAAGGCUGACCGCCGUGCUCUAGAACGCGGUGCCGAAGUGAUUCGCUGUCUCUGUGGAUUCCGUGUCGAAGGUGGUCAUGUCAUGGUUCAGUGCGACCGUUGCGCGUCCUGGCAACAUCUACCAUGUCUCUGGUGGGCUCUCAGCCAAGCGGUUAAACAAACGGACCCUGAAACCGAGACUUCUCGCUUAUGCAGGGCUGCUCUCAUCGCUGCCCAGCUAGCUGGAUCCGGGUACUCCGCGGAUUUGGCAGAAUCCGUCAUAUGUGGGAAUUCGGAAAACGAGGAGUUACCUUAUUUCUGUCCCAUAUGUCUUGAUUUGGCCAACCUGACUUUGGAUUAUCCUCGUUCGCUCUCAGCCGCUAUGGCUAUGAAUGAUAUCGAUGCCGUCUUCAGUCUUCGAGAAACCACCGUUGAGAAUGAGCAUGAAUUUUGGAGCCUUGCGAGCGUCAACAAGCGGCACCAGAUCCGGACGGACGAAUUCUGCUUUAUUAGUCGAUCCUGGUUCGAACUCGCUACAAAAUCGUGUUCUGACCGAAUUGAUUUCAAAUCACCUGAGGAGACAACUUCAAUUUUCCACCCUGCGCCUGCAGAUUUCCAUGAUCGAAUCAUCAUACGCAUUUAUCGACUAUGGAAGGAUCCAAGUGGAAAAUCGUGGAUGGAAGGUGGCCUAUUUUUGCGACCCUACGAUGUUCCUGAUUUUACUGGUGCUUCAGAAGCUCCCGAAGAGCCACGUCUUUGGCAUCUUCAGGAAGUUGUCUACGAUGAAACUAGUCGACUCGUCCUGCCUCUCUCAGCUUGGAUUGGUCGCUGUAGUGUUUCGUGCCCUUCAGCUUACAGGGUUGGGAGAUUGGCUGACCUUAUUUCUUCAAAGGAAGCGAACCAACUUUUGUUGGGUUCAGACACGGACGCUGUUUUCAAUCAACAACACACCUUCAAACCCAGAGUUGAUGGAAAUCAACUCUUUUUCGUCUGUGAGAAGCUUUUUGAUCGCACAAGAAAUUGUCGAUUAGAAGACAUAUCCCCCGGCUAUUUAAAAGUAAACAUGCGGCCGUACUGCUUCCUCCGAAAACCAGAUACUGUAUCCGGCCGCACGGCUUUGCUCCGUCAGUGCACCGCUGCGCAGUUGUUGGAGUAUGAUCGAACUCCAUUCACUCAAUCGGAGGUGCCAGUCAGCUCCUCCGCAGUCAAGCCAAAGGGUGAAAAACUGGCUCGAGUGGUCGACUGGCUUGAACGUAAACGUCAGUUGGAUUCGAAAAUUGUUGAUCAGCCUGUCACCGGACCGACUGCUAUACCUGCUGCUGUGUCGCCAACCCAUCGAGUCACUGCAUCGUACCGAGGACGUCCAAGAGGAUCGCGCGGACGCGCACGCGCCUACAAGCAGGCUCCCCAGCCUGUCGCUGAAAAGUGCUUCGAAGAUGUUCCAGAUCACGUCGUUGACAAGCUACCUGCGUCUAACCCCGUCCCUGGUGUCGAUUACCCCAACCCGUCUCCUCGACAAACAGCUCCUUACUCUCUCAAGGGUCGGGAGCCUGUAAUCGAAUUGAUCAACCUGACAUUAUCAGAAGAACCUUUGGCCGAGAUCGAAAACAAUCAAGCUAUCGGUUUGGCUCUCAUUGAAGACGGUAUUGUAACGGAGUCAUCUGACCAGGUUCUGACCGGUUCCGUCAAACUGGUGCAGUCGGAAAUACAAUCAAGUAUCAUGGGUGAUACCGGGAAGGCAUCGCAUACAUCUUCUCAAUCGACCUCCGCUGAUGAUCGCGAUCCGACUCCUUCGUAUUUAUUUUCGACAGAAGUUGCAGGACGAUCAGCGAGUUACGACUCAGUAGUGGCGCAGCUGCCGUCGACUCAUACUGGGGUCCUGCAGCAUAGUACUAUGAUGCAGGCAUCAGAGAGCGCCCUUGCUAUUUCCUCUGACAAGGAUCUUGUACCAGCGGGUGCAGAUGUUGCACAAUCUGCCAACGAAGCCGAGGCUGAAGCCAUCAGCGCAGCGCCUACACCACCAAUUACCUCGCGAAUUCUGAAAACCGGCACUGGCCAUCAACCUCGAUCUGACCGGUGUGAAGCCGAUGCGAAUAUUACCCCUAAAAUUUCCCCAAUGAAACCAGUCGGACGACGGAAACGACAGCUGCGUACAAGGAACUCUUCGACAUCGGCAGUACAUAUCGCUGACUCUGAAAAACCGUGCUUCUUUUCUGAUACAGAAGUGCCAGACGAGCGUGAAGCCUCGAGAGUGGUGACUGAUGCACUGCUGCCCGACGCUCACGCUCAACAUUCUCCUGCUAAUCGUUCAGCUAUCCCGGACAAGUGUUCCGCUCCGGAUUCAGCAUUUACCAACGUUUUACAAAUCUCAUCCUCGCAGCCAAUUAGUCCUAGUGGUGAGACAGACGUGAUUCCAGCGAGCUCGCCGUUGCUCAAGCCAGACGGGUUACAUUCACCUCUUGAAGCACAGACCAUUUCUUCGGAAUCCUUAGAGGGAUUAGAAUCUUCGCAAGACGCCGUCAUUUUGAAAGCCACCAUUGGAUCCACGGAUACUGCUGACCAACUAGCAGUCGCGAAAGCCGAACACAUUUUAGUGGGCAUCCUGCACACAGGAUCCAGCAACGUUUUCUCAGUUCAACAUGCAGUCGCCGGGUGUAUUCUGAAAGAACCCAAGACGGAAGCACCGUGCUUACCUAAUUUCACGGAAACAAACGAUUCAAUUGCGGAAUGCCAUUUAGAUCCAAAGAUACCCCCGUGCUACUCACUUGACUUUGGAAAAUGCGACCCUUCAAAUCUAGAAAAUAGCUCGGAUGAGCUACCUAAGAAAGUUGAAUAUCUGCAACCUGAAUCGGCUCUUUCAGAUUCUAAUGCCACUCCAACUUUGGACGAGUCGUCGUCUCCUAAUGAGUCACUGUUAUCGCCCUCAAACUUGCCAUCAGAACUUAUCGGUUGCCUUCCAGUGUGUGUUGGUUCUCUAACGCAUUUGUCGCCUCUCGAAAGUGGAACGGGUCAUGAUGUUCGUGGUAGCAAUGAGCACGCGCUUACAGAACGUAAGGCACUUUCAUCAAAUGCUCAUUCAUCGCACCGCGAUCGCCGUGACUCGCAAAGUCCAACUCAUUCUCAAAUGCGUUCACACCACCAUCACUCACCGGUGGAGAAGUAUGAUCAUCGACAUGUUCCUCCAGCCGCUCAUUUUGAGGAGCAUCGUGAUCGCCGCCACAGUCGAUAUGACCACCACGAGCGCUAUUGGCCUGUCGAACAUAACCCUAAGCCUUCAUAUCACCACUGUUUCGAUGACCACAGACGCGAAAACCACGAUCGAUGGCAUCGUAAUCGCUGGGAACAAUCGCCGAGCUCGUCGGGUUCAUCGCACCGCCACCACCAGCGUAACCAUCACACAUCUCCUAAACCAUCUUCACAGCUAGGUCGUCGCUCCCACGACAGAAAUCCAUCCCGGUUUUCAAAGCCGAGUGGUUGAGGCUUACCUUUUAAAGUUACUUCCACUAACUGCGCCAGUGCUCUAUGGGGAAUUGCCUCCAUGUGAUGCCUCACCAUCGAAUAUUUUUUCGGUUUUCAACACUCACAUUUCAUGAGAGGAUCAUGCGUGCAAUCUUCUACAAAAAGCAAGUGAUCAAUCCCCCUCGCUCUAACUUCUCGGCCUUAAAAUGACUGACCAUCUUCAUCCGAAGUUGUUUUCAUUCACUGCGAUAUGCUUUUCAUUUGUGGCCUCGCGGCUCAAUGUGACUUGAUCUCUCUGCACAGACGAAUACUACUUGACACUCGAACGAGGCUCUUCGUCUGAUACUGUACAUAGUCAAAUGAAAUGACACUCGCCCCUUGUCAUACGUAUUACUACUGCUUGCUUAGACAAUCUUGUAAUGGAUUUUGAUCGACGCAUAGCACGGCAUAUUUCCGCUUUCCCACGUGUAAUUAUGCACAUGAUUCACUAUGCCCUUCGAAUAGUUCGCAUUUUGACAAUUGUCUCCAAUUCCUUUAUUUUGAUCAGCUUCAUCGUACUUUGUUGCUCGGUUUUGUGUAUAUACAUAUAUGAUCGUUCAUCUCAUCGUUUGUACUCGACAUCCAACGUAAUCAUGUUAUGAAACUGAUACAGACUUGUUGUCUCUUGUACAUCUUUUGCUUACUUUCGAAUAUGCAUUUUCCACCCAUUCA